UGUAAAAGUACAGCACGCAGGCCAGCAAGUAAACAAACGAACAGGACAGUCGAUAGGCCUGCAGAUGCUGCUGCUGCUGCUGCCCCAGCUGCGGAGUCGUGUCUGACCUGCAGGCACUCUUGGGACACAGGCUCAGUGACUGCUGUCGGUUUCUUCCAGCAUGCUGCCCACGAACGCCGCCCUCCUCCUCGUCCUCCUCUUGGAAAGUGGCAAAGGCCAGACGCCCUGCCACAACGCCACGGAUCCCAGCUGCCCCAAGCCCUACCAGGACGUCUACACAAAAACCAGGGACGUCACAGAGAUCCCAAAGUCCGCCAGUCCCAUCAUUACGGAAAUGUUCUUUGUGGAAACCAGCCUUGUUGAAAUCAAAGAGAAAGCCUUCCAAAACAUGCCCGACCUGGUGAAAAUUGACUUUAUCAACAACAAGAUCAAAACCGUGGAGGUGGGAGCUUUUGACAACUUGGGGAAGCUGGAGGAGCUGGAAAUCUCCAGCGCAGACCUAGGCAGCCUCCCCGUGGGCAGCUUCCGGAACCUCUCGCACUUGUGGAAACUGAGCUUGCGGGGAUCUGGUAUCAAAGGCUUGGAGAAAGGACUCUUCGAGGGUCUUGGGAACUUGGAGCAGCUUUAUCUGCAUUUGAAUGAGAUCCCUUCUCUUCCUGAAGGUGCCUUUGACGGACUUCCCAAGCUGAAAUUGUUGCACUUGGCUGAAAACAAGAUUUCAAGCAUCUCGAAGGAUGUCUUCAAGCAACUGACUCAGCUGAAUACUCUCCGGCUCUAUCAGAACGAGAUCAGUGGCCUCACGGAGGGGAGUCUGGACAGCCAGCACAGCCUGACGGAGCUCAGUCUCAGGAACAAUAGGAUCCGAACUCUGCCACCGAACCUGCUGAGGAACCUGACCAACCUGGAGAAGCUUUCUUUGGGCAACAACCUGUUUGAAGCUCUCCCAGGUGAGAUAUUCCUUGGACUGAGGAAAAUGAAACAGCUAGAGCUGGCUUCCAACCAGCUGAAAGUGCUCCCCGGCCAGCUGCUUGCGGAGAUGCCUCUCCUCCAAGAUCUGGACCUGAGCAAGAACAAGCUCUCUUCUCUGGAGAGCCUGGUGCUGCAUCCUUUCCCAAAACUGACAACCCUCAAACUCCAGAGGAAUCUUCUAGAGAGCAUUCCCACGGGCCUUUUUGACAAGUAUGGAAAUCUCAAAUCUGUGUACCUUGGUGGGAAUCCAUGGCGGUGUGAUUGUCACCUGCUCUAUCUCCACCGGUGGAUGAAAGCUAAUCCCAAAAGUGUGAAGGAUGCCGCUAAGGUCAAAUGUAGAAGCCCUGAUGAUCUGGUUGGGAAAGUGGUCAAAUCACUGACAGAAGACCAGUUCAUCUGCUUCACAACCACACCCAUUUCAGCCACCUUUGAAAGCACAUGGCUGCCCAGGUCCACUCUUCCACCUGCUGUCACAGGAGGAACAACUGCAACACUUCCCUCAGCCAGUAAACCUUUCACCACUGCUGUUGUUAUAACCACCAGUGUCCUUGAGCCCACCACGAGCAGGACUAUCCCCACCAGUACAGAGAUGAUGAUUACAACUCCUCAAAUUACCACCAGCACUGGGAGUCCCACCAAAACCUUGAAGACCAUGAGCAGCAGCAGCAGUACAACAGCCCCUGGAACUACCAUCACCACCACUGUCCCCACAGAGACCCCAGUUACAAGCCCCCAAAUCACCACCCUCACGCAAAGUCCCACCUCAACUGAGACAAGCCCCAAAACCACCAUCAAGAUUUCAAGCAUGGUCUCUAAAUCUAAGUUCGCCAGUAGCUGGACUGACACUGCUACCCCUGACAUUAUUGCUGGGACAUCCCUCGCCUCUACAUCUGGUGACAGCUCAACCACAGCCGCUCAAAUCUUCACCACCAUCAUGGCUGGAUUAGCCAUUGUGCUAAGGGGGCUGCAGCCUCCAGUCCAGCAUCUCAGAGACCCAACUAACUAG
Messenger RNA from Elgaria multicarinata webbii, 1975 nucleotides. Its product is annotated as carboxypeptidase N subunit 2-like. Gene Ontology annotation, molecular function: protein binding. The transcript has a single exon. The record is from RefSeq and is a predicted model, not a curated record. Bases 161 to 1975 code for a protein of 604 amino acids. Lineage: Eukaryota; Metazoa; Chordata; Lepidosauria; Squamata; Anguidae. Gene Ontology annotation, cellular component: extracellular matrix.